AUGGAACAGAAUGGAGCCAGUAAUGGGCAGGAUGCGAGGCCCACAAAGUCGCCGUCGCCGCUUGCUUCUGGCGCGACGACGAGCGCAAGCAAGAGCCCGAAGAAGAGGCGCAAAGUCAACCAUGGUACCGGUCCAGCCCGAGUCGAUUCGAGUCAAGCCCUGUCCUCUCCGGAUUUGAACAAUACGCUGACCCUGGAGCGCGUUCCUGCAGCUUGUGUAUAUUGCCGCCGAUCCAACCGCCCUUGUGCACGCUGUAUUAAGAGGUCGAUCUCACACCUCUGCCACGAUGAGCCUAGAAAACAAUUUAUGUCGGCCACGUUGGCGAAGAGCCAGCAUAGCAAUACCGUGGCGGAGGAGGAUGACUUGUCGCCAGAUCCGGUGCAAGGCAACAACACAGAUAUCGGCUUGAAGACCUCAUUCGAGCCAACGCUCGGUCAAUCGCAAGAGGCCAGCCUCACGUUAGGCACUGCUGCACUAUCCCAGGCCGGGCCUCCACAGCUGGCUCAGCCCUCGCCGUUCUCCGGGGUCCAAGCGAGGGAUCUUAACAGCCACAGCAACCAGUUUAUCGAUUACUCAAGCGACUGGCUUGGUUCACAUAACCAAUUUCAAGAUAUGCAUAAUUACGACCCUUCGUACAUGUUCAACGCGCCCGAAGUUACAAACGAGUACAACCUUUUGAACGAUUUUCUGAACAAUAGCUUGCUCGACGACGGUGCUCUACUUUCCGAAGAUACCUCCGGAUUCUAUAACGACCAACCUAGAGGAGCUAUGUUACCAGGGGCGUCGAAUAGUAAUGCUGGUCCGUCUGCCGCGCAAUCGUCAGUGUUGUUGGGACCCGGGGCUGGUCAAGCAGGGGCAGUAUCCAGACCAGGGAGCGUCAUUCCGACAGAUAAAACACGCGAGUACUACUUUCAAGCGGCAGACCCGAAUGGGAACGAUGCGCCCGAAGAACGAAUGCAAAGACUUCUCCGAGCGAAAUACGACGCUGGCAUGCUGAAGCCAUUCAACUAUGUGGCGGGCUAUGCGCGACUUUUGGCUUACAUGGACGGCCAUCUGCAUGCAGCCCAGAAACAGAAGAUCCUACAAUCACUGAACAAAUUCAGACCAAAGUUCAGGGAAAAGAUUCACGCGCUGACGGAUAUUGAGCUCGUAUUCGUCGAAAUGUGGUUUGAACGCAGCCUCAUGGAAUACGAUCGGGUCUUUGCGAGCAUGGCUAUACCUGCAUGCUGUUGGAGACGGACAGGGGAAAUAUGUAGGGGUAACAAGGAGAUGGCAGAAUUGAUACAUGUUCCGGUUGAGAAGUUGCGAGAUGGCAAAAUUUCUAUACAUGAGAUUCUGGCCGAUGAAUCGCUGGUCAGCUACUGGGAGAAAUUUGGCGGCAUAGCAUUCGACCAGUCCCAGCAGGCCUUGUUGACAAGUUGUUAUCUGAAGAACCCAGAUGACAGUUCUAAAGACCCAACAAUCAAGUGUUGCUUUUCCUUCACGAUACGGAGGGAUGAGUAUAAAAUUCCCUGUCUGAUUGUCGGCAACUUUCUACCUCAGAAUCCGGUCAAGCGCUGA
This is a messenger RNA of Drepanopeziza brunnea f. sp. 'multigermtubi' MB_m1, 1560 nucleotides long. The record is from RefSeq and is a predicted model, not a curated record. Lineage: Eukaryota; Fungi; Ascomycota; Leotiomycetes; Helotiales; Drepanopezizaceae.